Messenger RNA from Rhizophagus irregularis DAOM 181602=DAOM 197198, 647 nucleotides. RefSeq lists its product as uncharacterized. The record is from RefSeq and is a predicted model, not a curated record. NCBI's taxonomy places the organism in Eukaryota, Fungi, Glomeromycota, Glomeromycetes, Glomerales, Glomeraceae.
AAUAUUUUCUUGAGCAAGAGAUAUAAAUAAGUCCAUUUUCUUACACGGCAAUGGCACAAUUCAUCAUGAAUCAUAAUUACAUUAUUAUUUUAUUUCUUACACUUUUCCUCACACAUGUUAAAAAAACUUUUGGAUGUCAUCCUGCUGGAGAGUUUUUUUCAUCUGGAGCUGAGGUUCAAAAUGCGACAUUUUCAUCGAGCCAAAUCAGUAUUACGACUUUUGCCCCCAAUUCAUUUAAAAAUGAUGGAAUGUAUACAGACGCACUUGGCCACUUUACCUUUGAUUAUACUGAUUUUGCUGGUGGCAUUUAUUACAGUGGCCAUGUGCGUAUUUUACAUGAUCCUAAAUUUGUUAAUGACCAUAAAUGUACCGAUACAGAGAAAAAUAAGACGGAUACCACUGAUAGAGUUCCUACAUUGGAACAGAAGCAUUCGCAAGAUGAUAAUACUAAUAACAAUUCUUCUAACUUCAAUUCGGGUGUAGACCAUGUUUGCAAAACAAAUGAGGAUAAGGAGAUGGACGCUUUCUUGGUCGACGUAAAUAAGAAAAGCAUUGAAAUUGUUAAUAAUAUUGAGGUGCCAGAUGGGCUAGGGAGUCGAAUCAUUGAUGGAAGUAAUCCUCAGAUUUAUCUUGCGAAAUGGUUGUAA